AUGAGUUCAAGUCGGAAUAUCGCUUUAAUUGAUAUGGAUUGCUUUUACGCUCAGGUUGAACAACGACUGCAGCCGCAUUUGUGGGGAAAACCAGUGGCAGUCGCGCAAUAUAGUGCUUAUAAAGGUGGUGGGAUUCUAGCGGUUUCAUAUGAAGCAAGAAAGUUUGGCGUAAAACGAGGAAUGUUUGGCGAUCAAGCAAAAAUUUUGUGUCCAGAUUUGAACUUAUGCUUGGUCCCUAAUGGAGAACAUUCUGAUAAAGCCGAUUUGACUAGAUACAGGGAAGCAUCUGGUGAAGUUUUUAAAGUACUUUCGGGAUUUGACUCUCGAAUCAUAGUGGAGCGAGCUUCCAUCGAUGAAGCUUUUCUGGAUCUUACUGAUCUUGUCGACUAUAUCAUUUCCGAUGAAGAUCCUUACAUGGCAUCGUGCGAUUCUUUUCCUUCUACAUUUGUUGCCGAUGGAUCAGAUAUAAAUUAUGAAAAUUCUACUACAUGGAAUUUUAACCGAGAAGAGUCGCUUAAAUCAUUUCUCAGGAAAGCUUGUGAACUCAAGGGAAUGGCAGCGGAUUUAGUUGAGCAAAUACGCAAACAAAUCAAGGAUGAAACCAAAUUUCACUGUUCUGCUGGUAUUGGAAGUAACAAGAUGAUUGCGAAAUUGGUAUGUUCGCGACAUAAGCCAUGUCAACAAAGCAUAAUUGUUGAUGGUGAUAUAUCGACCAUAUUCCGAUAUACGCGAAUUGAUUCAGUCAGAAACUUAGGCGGCAAAUUGGGUAGAGCUAUUAUGAAACAUUUUGAUAUUGAGACAAUGGAUGAAUUGUCUAAGCUACCUUUACAACAAAUUAAUAAUGCGUUCCCUUCACAAGCCAAAUGGAUCUAUGAAAUAUCACAUGGGAUUGAUGUGGAACCUGUACGUCCGCGAGAAAAGCAGACUUCAAUUGCUGUUAGCAAGAAUUUUCCUGGAUCAUCAUCACUCUCUACAGUUAAGGAUGUACAAGUGUGGCUUGAAGGAUUAGUUCGAGAGCUCGUUAAAAGAUUGGUUGAAGACCAAAUAAAAAACAAUAGAACAGCGAGCUCAUUAUAUGUUGGAUGUACUACUGAUGCCCCAUAUGGAAAGACAUGUCACAUAGUAUCGUACGAUGUGGAUAAUAUUAUUAAUUUAUCUUGGAAUAUUAUUCGUGCAUACAAUAAGUCAACCACGAUAGAUCUGUGGGAACCAUCCGUUUUCCACAUAGGUAUGUCGGCAAGUCGGUUCCGUAAUGGCAUAAGUGAAUCAUGUAAACGAAUUACAGAAUGGAUUAACAAAGCAAAGAACCAAUUGUUUAUAGAAUCAUCCUGCUCCUUACAAAUUUUGGAUACUGAAACGUUUCAGGUUCUUAAAACUUUUUCGGUCAUUCAUGAAAUAGUAUUUUAUGUUUAA
This is a messenger RNA of Dracunculus medinensis (Guinea worm), 1413 nucleotides long. Lineage: Eukaryota; Metazoa; Nematoda; Chromadorea; Rhabditida; Dracunculidae. The record is from the annotation of a GenBank genome assembly.